Molecule: messenger RNA, 2088 nt
Organism: Fusarium coffeatum
Lineage: Eukaryota; Fungi; Ascomycota; Sordariomycetes; Hypocreales; Nectriaceae
Exons: 1
Coding region: 1-2088 (695 amino acids)
Biological process (GO): cell population proliferation; mitotic spindle organization
Cellular component (GO): cytoplasm
Source: RefSeq, a predicted model, not a curated record
AUGGAAACACCAUUAUCACCAGUUCAAGAUUCCAAUCUUAACAUCCAAACACCAGCUACCACCAAACGGUACGACAACUUCGAAGUCUCCGCACCUGCUGAAACACAUAUCGAGCCUUUCCAAGGGUCCUCUCCCUUUGUGUCAGCCAUCAACGACUCUGCCCUUUCCGAUCAAGAGAACCGUUCUCCUUCAAAGGCACGGCAUUCUAGAAUCCUUUCAGGGGCGACUCUUUCACCGCUCAAAAUCCUCGCUGACCAGCAAGAGGCAAGGGACGGAAGACCAACUGAUAGAGUUGCUACCGGUUCCCGUAGCCCUCGCAAACUAUCCCCCGAGAAACGUUUCCCUGUUAAGAUCAGCAACUCUCUCGACACAUCACGCACCUCCCGCGAGAGUACAAUGAGCUUGGAGGACGCUGUGCGACAAAACGAAGGUCUCAAGCGCGCAAUUGAGAUCUUUGAAGACGAGCAAAGCGUGCUAGAAGACGGCCAAGACAAAAUGGACGUCUCUACUGGUAGUGCCAACAUGAACCCUGAAGGCGAAAUGGAGGUCGAUGAGUCUGUGUAUCCUGACGAUUCAAUGGUCAGCACAUUCAGCACAUUCUCAGCUGUGCCAAACCUCACCAUGUUCGCCAAACUUGGCCAAAGCCCUACCAAAUUGUCUGAUAUGGGUGGCCUCACCCCUCGCGCCAAAACAAAAGCCGAUCCUUCACCAUCACGAACGCCGCAAACUAGAACAAAAAAUGAUUCAGGAAACACAACAAGCCUGUUGGACUUUACUGACAGCCUUCGCUUCCCUCAAAAGACACCUUCUAGAGGCGGACUGUCUCCAUCCCGAACGGCUCCCAAUGUGGCUGCAACUCCUUCUCGUGGCUUUGCCAACCUCAUCGACUUUGAUAUCCCUCCUAUGCCCACACCACGCAGCAUCCCCAGUAUCACUGCUCGAGAACUCGAGUCCCUUAAGUCAAACUUCCUGUCUGAGAUCAGCUCACUCAAGGCUUCGUUGAGCGGUAAGGAAGCUGAAGUGCAAUCACUAAAAGCUGCAGUUGGUGAUGCGGAGAAGCGUGUGGGCGAAUCUCAAGAGCAGCUUCGCGAAGAACAGACUAUUAAAGAGCAGCUUACAGCUGAAAAGGAAGGAUGGGAGAACCGCGGACGCGAAAUGGAGAGUGUCUUGCGAAAGGUCAAGGAAGAGAUUGUGGAAAGCCAGCGAGAACAAGAAGAGCUAGAACAGAAGUUGGAGGAGAGUGAGAAGAGACGUGAAGCAGCCGAGAUGUUGCACCAAGAGGCGGAGAGCAAGAUCGCUGGAAUGCGCGCUGGAAAAGAUACUGAGAAGUCUUCACCCGAGAAGCCUAAGAGCGCAAGCGAUACCAACCACGAAGUUGAAAUCGCUGUUGAGCGUGUAGCCCGUGAACUACAUGCGCUGUACAAGAGCAAGCACGAGUCCAAGGUCACUGCUCUGAAGAAGUCGUACGAAACCCGAUGGGAGAAGCGUGUGCAUGAGCUCGAAAGCAAAAUCUCGGAACUUGUGGAGGAGAACGAGCGCCUAAGGGCCAGCCAGGACACAACCAUGUUCAGGGCUGACAGUGCCGAGGUCGAAGAACGCAAGGCCCAAGCAGUCCGAGACAGUGCAACAAUCAAGGAGCUCAAUGCCGACAUCCAACGGCUCGAGGCUGUUGUACAAACGGUGCAGCUUGAUAACGAGUCACUUCGCAGCAUGCUUGAGCGGGAACGUGUUGAGAAGGGUGAGCUUGUGCAACUCGCUGAGGAGAUGAUGAGCAUGCAGAGCUUUGUCGCCCAGACACCUAAGCCUGAGCCCCAGCAGCAAAUUCAACGACCUCAAUCUGUAUCCCGUAACCCUCAUGAGAGGCAACACGAGAGAGAGCCGGAGGCCAAGACUCCUAAGCGAAGUGCGGACCACUUUAGAAGCAGCGUCAGCCGCGCUUCUGGACUGCGUGCACCUGGCUCUGGUCUUCGAGCACCUCAUGAGCGAACAAAGAGCGCAGGUGGACUACCUCGCCCUGGUGGCGCUCGCAGCGGUAUUAUGAGCUCCAUCGAAAAGAUGGGCAACUAUCGGGGACGUGGAGGCGAAUAG